Molecule: messenger RNA, 4069 nt
Organism: Cuscuta europaea
Lineage: Eukaryota; Viridiplantae; Streptophyta; Magnoliopsida; Solanales; Convolvulaceae
Source: the annotation of a GenBank genome assembly
CGUACCGCCAUCAAAACUCUUUCCAUUCACCCCAUUCAGUAAAACAUUGCGGCUUGGUAUGGUAGCAGUCCCAGAAACAAGUCUACUCUGGCUCAAAACCAUGCGCUUCAGACAAUUAUGCAGCACCUCAUCGAACUUGAUGCAAAGUGAUCCUGUAAGCAAUUUUAAAGUGACAAAGCCUCCUAUCACAAGGCCAAAAAUAUCCGAGGCUGCCAAACGGAGACCAGUGACAAGUUUUAUUGCCGAUUCAGACACAGUGAAAUGGAAUAUGCAAAUAACCAAAUUCAUGCGGAAUGGAGAGUUCGAAUCUGCAUUGCGCUUAUUCAAUUCCAUGUCUAUGAAAAACAGUGUCUCUUGGAACUCAAUGAUCUCUGGGUACUUGUCCAAUAAUAGGUUCGACUUCGCACUGCAUCUUUUUAAUCAAAUGCCACAUAGGGAUUUGGUGUCCUGGAACGUGAUGUUAAGCGGGUAUGUGAGGAAUAAGAAUCUUGGAGCUGCUAGGUUGUUGUUUGAUCAAAUGCCUCACAAAGAUGUGGUCUCAUGGAACACUAUGCUGUCUGGGUACGCUCAAAGCGGGCAUAUUGAUGCAGCAAGGUUGAUUUUUGAUAUGAUGCCAGUGAAGAAUGAGAUUUCAUGGAAUGCACUGCUGUCAAUGUACGUGUGCAAUGGGAUGAUUGAUGCCGCCAGGAGAUUGUUCGAGUCGAAGGAAAUCUGGGAGGUUGUUGCUUGGAAUUGUUUGAUGGGUGGGUAUUUGAAGAAGAGGAUGUUGGCUGAAGCCAGAGUGAUUUUUGAUAGAAUGCCUUUGAGGGACAAGGUUUCAUGGAACAUAAUGAUAUCCUGUUGUGCUCAGAAUGGUGAAUUGGAGGAAGCAAGGAAGUUGUUCCAUGAUUCUCCUAUUAGAGACGUGUUUGCUUGGACUUCAAUGGUUUCAGGGCAUGUGCAAAAUGGUAAAGUAGAGGAAGCUAGGAUAUUUUUUGAUGAUAUGGAAGUGAAGAAUGAGGUCUCAUGGAAUGCAAUGAUUGCUGGGUAUGUUCAGUGCAAAAGGAUUGAUUUGGCAAGGGAGUUGUUUGAGGCAAUGCCCUGUAAAAAUACUAGUUCGUGGAACACAAUGAUAACAGGCUAUGCUCAAAAUAGUGAUAUUGUUAGUGCAAGGAGUUUGUUUGAAUGUAUGCCUGAACAUGACUGCAUCUCUUGGGCUGCAAUUAUUGCGGGGUAUGUUCAAUGUGGUAAUAGUGAGGAGGCACUGCGCAUGUUUGUUGAAAUGACAAGAGAUGGGGAGAGGAUAAACAGGUCAUCUUUUACAUGUGUCAUAAGUACUUGUGCUGAUAUUGCAGUUUUUGAGUUAGGAAAGCAAGUACAUGGACGAAUUGUAAAGGCAGGAUAUGAAUCAGGCUGCUAUGUGGGGAACGCUCUCCUAGCAAUGUAUUGCAAGUGUGGAAGCAUAUCUGAGGCACUGGGUGUGUUCAAGGGAAUAGUAGAGAAGGAUGUCGUCUCUUGGAAUACAUUGAUUGCUGGUUACGCAAGGCAUGGAUUUGGCAAAGAGGCUCUAGAAUUUUUUGAAGUGAUGAAAGGAAAUGGUUUUAAACCUGAUGAUGUUACUAUGGUUGGGGUACUGUCCGCCUGCAGUCAUACAGGCUUGGUUGAAAUGGGAAUGGAAUAUUUUGAUUCUAUGAAGGGAGACUAUGGGAUAGACGCAAACUCAAAGCACUACACUUGCAUGAUUGACCUCUUGGGUCGAGCUGGGCGCCUGAAUGAUGCACAAGGCUUAAUCAAGAGCAUGCCCUUUGAACCAGAUGCUGCCACUUGGGGUGCUAUCCUUGGGGCAAGCAGGAUGCACGGAAACACAGAAUUAGGAGAAAAAGCUGCUGAAAAAGUUAUUGCAUUGGAGCCAUGGAAUGCCGGGAUGUAUGUUCUUUUAUCAAACAUGUAUGCAGCUUCUGGUAGAUGGUCUGAUGUCAGUAAGGUGAGAUUAAAACUGAGGGAUACUGGUACCAAGAAAGUUCCCGGGUAUAGUUGGGUUGAGUUACAAAACAAGAUUCACAUUUUUUCAGUUGGAGACUCCACACAUCCAGACAGUGAAAGAAUGUAUGCUUUCUUGGAAGAUUUAGAACUACGAAUGAAGCGUGAAGGCUAUGCGGUUGCAACAAAAAUAGUCUUGCAUGAUGUGGAUGAGGAGGAGAAGGCACAUAUGUUGAAGUAUCAUAGUGAAAAAUUAGCUGUUGCAUUCGCAAUUCUGAAUGUGCCCCCUGGGAGACCAAUACGUGUGAUAAAGAAUUUAAGAGUUUGUGCAGACUGUCACACUGCAAUCAAACUUAUUUCAAAACUUGAAGAAAGAUCAAUAGUUCUACGGGAUAACAACAGGUUCCACCACUUCAAUGAUGGUUUAUGCAGCUGUGGCGAUUAUUGGUAAGGCCAAUGAACUAUGGGUGCAACUUAUAUGGAUCAAGACAUGGUGAUACAUAUGAGUAUAGUCCUCAUGUUAGCAACAAUGUUAUGCUUAGUGGAAAACAGGAUCGAUGGGAAUGAUAGCAACGGAGGGGUAAUGUCUCAAGAGAAAUCUAUGCGUUGGUUCAUUGGAAGUGCCUUUUAAGUUCUACUUUAGCUGUCGAUAGAGAUCAGGUUGUGCCAGAUGGGGUUUAAACAAUGCAUCAUAGAAUACAGUUUCUGAUAUACAUAUGUAGUGAGGAAAAUCCUCCAAUGACCCAUUGUGCACAGCUUGUGAGGUGGCUAUAGUUUUGAUGCAGAACGAGCUAAAGGAAAUGGUGGUGAAGGAGAAAGUGUUUGAAUAUGUUAAUCAGGAGAGUUCACACAGCUGACCUGCCUGCUAGUUUAAUCUUGAGUCAGAUUAUUUAGAGGUAUUGAAUUCUAGAUGUAUUUAGAGGUGAGUUUUCUGAUGGCUUCUCUAAAUGUUUUGAAAAAUCGUCUACUUCUAUAAUCAUGACUUUAUGGUGAGCAUGUAGAAGCUUUAGUUAUCAUUUUCAAUGCGAAUCUGAAUUUAUACUAUCUGGCACUAUAUAUUCAAUCUUUAACUUCUCUGCAAAAGAAUGAUCCUCUUAUGAUCUCAUUAGUGAACCAAUGUUAUGCUUAUCCAUGGACUGCACAACGCGUCUCGUACUCCCUGCGAUGUCUAUUUCUUCUAUCAUGUUGUCAGGUUUGAUUAGUUCUUUUUAAACAAUACAUAAGCAGAAAUCGUAAUUCAUAUCUCGAAAUGCCUAGUGACCUAUUAGCAGUAUCCACUAGCUCUUCUGUGAUUUUCUUGCUUCCGGCAACCUCACCAGAAUACGUUUUGCCACCAAAUACCAUGUAAGAGAUGAACUCCAGGCGUGAGCCAGCUAGAUUUACCGUCCUAAAUGAAGGCCUCUUUAGGUUUUUCUUUACAGCAUAUUUAUAUAAUAUCAACUUGCAAAACCUAGGUUUUUACGGUUAACUUGUAAAAGCAAAUCAAACUACUUGUCUUCGCAAGAAAGAUUAAGAAAACUUAAUAUUAUUUUGUUAGCUGCGCUGUUUAUGGCUUAUAGCUGAAUGUUAUAUACAUAUACCUUGUAAAUGAGUGAAUUAUUUGCAUUAAUGAUUCGUUUACAUGUGCUUUAUAGGGAAAGUCUUGCAGCUUCCGGGUCAACUUAUUUUUGGUUGAGAAGGUACACUUGGAUUUAUAUGUUCUCCAAUAGUCCCAUAAACCAAAAGCAUUGAUUUGGAACUUGUCACGUGGGAGGCCUUCAUUAACAUAGAAGGCUUUGAGUAUACUCGUGUACUGAAGAAACAAGGAGACAAAUUUAUUGAAUUUCAUGAAAAUUUAAUUCUUAUAUAUUCUCAUGAAAUUUACCGUGUAAGAGAUGAAGUCCAGGCGUGAGCCAGCUAAGAUUUACCAUCCUAAAUGAAGGCCUCUUUAGGUUUUUCUUUACAGCAUACUUAUAUAAUAUCAACUCGCAAAACCUAGGUUUUUAUGGUUAACUUGUAAAAGAUGUAAUAACUUGAAAUACCUUUAUGUAAUUCUAUUCUACUUCACCACAGGCAUGGAAUUUAUUGAAUUUUCAAGAAGUACAAUUAUUUGUUCUCCCUUAGUGACUAC